UGCUUGCAUCGUUCGGCGAGGUGCUCCAGUGGGUGAAUCGCAGUCGAACUGUUGACAUCAACGCUACGUGAUCAGCUCGAAUCCCCCUCUCCUCUGGACAGCUGACGGAGACGAGUCCCACGGAACCCGUGGAGCUGUCGAGGCCGCUCACGGAGCAUUCAGUCCCCGCAGGAGAAGACGGGAGCCGCCUCCAGGAUCCGUGUUUACAUAACCCAGCUGUGGAAGUGGAGCAGGGAGCAGCCGGGUCCUCUUCACCGUGUCCCCCGGUCCACAGGAGCUGAUUCCGGAGAGAUCGGGACAGGUCGCGUCUCUGCGUCGUUAAUUGUUAAUUGGGUCGUUUUGCUCCAUUUUCACAUAACUAGUUAUACAACCAGCCAGACUCCAUCCGCACCGCGCGGUCCUAAAGCCCGCCGGGUCACCCUCCCUCCCUCUCCACUGGUCAGCAGCCUCCUGAGACCAAAUGGUUCAGCAGCCGUCAGAUUAUAACUUCUUCGACAUUAUGGAAAAGGUUCUGUUAGAGCAAGGUUAACUUAAGAGAAGCUCAUUAUUCAAAUCGCUAGAAACAGAGUGAAUUUAGCUCACAGGGACUUCUUCAUCGUUGGGGAUAGAAGAGGAGGGAGCCGAGCAGAUACAGAUUCUCAUCCUCGAAGGAGAUUCCAAACACAGGACUCAUCCAGUCGAGUAAUGGUGGUUAACACGAUCCACUGGUUCAGGAAGGGCUUGCGGCUGCACGACAACCCGGCCCUGAAGGAGUCGCUGCAGGGGGCGGAUUCCGUGCGAUGCAUCUACAUCCUCGACCCCUGGUUCGCCGGAUCCUCCAACGUCGGGAUCAACAGGUGGAGGUUCUUACUACAGAGUCUGGAGGACUUGGACUCCAGCCUUCGGAAGCUUAACUCCCGUCUGUUUGUGAUUCGGGGCCAACCCACCGAUGUCUUUCCCAGACUUUUCAAGGAGUGGAAGAUUUCUCGCCUGUCUUAUGAGUACGACUCUGAGCCCUUUGGGAAAGAGCGAGAUGCAGCGAUCAAGAAGCUGGCCUCUGAGGCCGGAGUGGAGGUGACAGUCCGAACCUCACACACACUCUACGACCUGGACAAGAUCAUAGAGUUGAACGGGGGUCAGUCCCCUCUGACCUACAAGCGGUUCCAGACCCUCAUCAGUCGUAUGGAGGCAGUGGAGGUGCCUGCGGAGUCCAUCACCGCUGACAUCAUGGGGAAGUGCGCCACGCCACUGUCCGACGACCAUGAUGACAAGUUCGGGGUCCCCUCCCUGGAGGAGCUGGGUUUCGACACGGAGGGUCUGUCCUCCGCUGUGUGGCCGGGCGGAGAGACUGAAGCCCUGACACGACUCGAGAGGCAUUUGGAGAGGAAGGCGUGGGUUGCCAACUUCGAGCGUCCCAGAAUGAACGCCAACUCGCUGCUGGCCAGCCCGACAGGCCUCAGCCCGUACCUGCGCUUUGGCUGCCUCUCCUGCCGCCUCUUCUACUUCAAACUCACCGACCUCUACAAGAAGGUGAAGAAGAACAGCUCCCCCCCCCUCUCGCUCUACGGUCAGCUGCUGUGGCGAGAGUUCUUCUACACGGCGGCCACCAACAACCCGUGCUUCGACAAGAUGGAGAGCAACCCCAUCUGUGUGCAGAUCCCCUGGGACCGCAACGCAGAGGCGCUGGCCAAGUGGGCGGAGGGCAGCACGGGCUUCCCCUGGAUCGACGCCAUCAUGACGCAGCUGAGGCAGGAGGGCUGGAUCCACCACCUGGCCCGGCACGCCGUGGCCUGUUUCCUGACCAGAGGAGACCUGUGGAUCAGCUGGGAGGAGGGCAUGAAGGUGUUCGAGGAGCUGCUGCUGGAUGCGGACUGGAGCGUGAACGCAGGAAGCUGGAUGUGGCUCAGCUGCAGCUCCUUCUUCCAGCAGUUCUUCCACUGCUACUGUCCUGUUGGGUUCGGGCGACGCACCGACCCCAACGGAGACUACAUACGGCGCUACCUGCCCAUUCUGCGAGGGUUUCCAGCCAAGUACAUCUAUGAUCCCUGGAACGCUCCGGAGAGUGUACAGAAGGCAGCCAAGUGCAUUAUCGGAGUCCACUACCCAAAGCCCAUGGUGCACCACGCAGAGGCCAGCCGCUUCAACAUCGAGCGCAUGAAGCAGAUCUACCAGCAGCUCUCCUGUUACCGGGGCCUCGGCCUUUUGGCGACAGUUCCCUCCAACUCCAAUGGUAACGGUAACAGUGCCGGUGAAGCCUCCUCAGAUGGGAUGGGAUUCCACGCUGAGGCCACUCAUGAUGCUGCACCUGCGUCUGGCUACCGGAUGCCGGCUCACUCCCAGGGAGACUGGCAGAGCGGCGUCAUGCUGUACCAGCAGGGGGAUCAGCAAACCAGCACACAUCAGCAGGGCUACUCAGGCACCAGCUCCAGUAUCAUGUGUUACACUCAAGGCAGCCAGCAGGUUCCUGCCCCUGUCAUCCAGAAAGGGCUUGAACACCACUCCAUCACUCUGACCAGCGGCAAACGCCACAACGAGGACUCUGGAAACGGCAAAAGCUCCAAACUCCAGAGGCAGAGCACUCACUAGAGAGAAAGUGUCUGCAGACGGAUGGCGAAUAAACAGCCAACACGGAGUGGACGCUUCAUUCUCGUGAAAGCACCACAACGUCACAUGAUCUCCCCUUCAGGAGGAAACGAGCCCGUCAUUAAAACUGAAUUCACGAGUCCCAGUGUCUCCAGUAAAUCGGACUGUAUAUUCUCAUCUGGCCGGUGCUGUCACCGGAGAGGCUGCUACACUGGGCUCGUCUUUUGGUUAAUAUUCCCGGGACAAAACAUCCUUGUGUAUAAUGACUUUGCUAAUUUCAGCUCACACACAACUUGUACAUAUUUUAAUUUUUGUAUGUGUGUUUUUCUCUCUUUGUGUACACCCCCCUUCCCGCCAUAGACCCACUGAUAUAUAUAUAUAUAUAUAUAUAUAUUUUUGAUAUGAGAAAUUAUUGGGGAUGGACUUUUCUUUUUGGAAUAUUUUCAAAAACAAAUUCAAGCAUUUAUAGAACGUCCAUUCCCCCCAAAAAACAAAAAACAAACGGUGAUAAAUCUUGUAUCUGUGCUAUAACAGCUGCUGGCUGUCGUUUACUCAACUUUCCCAAUUUUCAAACCAUCUGAAGUAUUUAUCCACAGAAGUGUCUCGAUCAUUUCCUCUGUGUCCGAGCUGGCUCAUCUUAUUCCUCACCACUGCAGAGGUGAUAUCAGUGCGACAGUAACUAUCAGCGUAUCCUCAUUGUCGGUGAUAUUUCAAGACAACACGACAGGAUUGAGGAGUCCUCAUAUCAAGGUCCCCCCCCCCCCC
This is a messenger RNA of Pleuronectes platessa (European plaice), 3327 nucleotides long. Its product is annotated as cryptochrome-1. Gene Ontology annotation, cellular component: nucleus; cytoplasm. The record is from RefSeq and is a predicted model, not a curated record. Gene Ontology annotation, biological process: circadian regulation of gene expression; entrainment of circadian clock by photoperiod; negative regulation of DNA-templated transcription. Bases 685 to 2565 code for a protein of 626 amino acids. The transcript is spliced from 14 exons. NCBI's taxonomy places the organism in Eukaryota, Metazoa, Chordata, Actinopteri, Pleuronectiformes, Pleuronectidae. Gene Ontology annotation, molecular function: DNA binding; FAD binding.